This is a messenger RNA of Dioscorea cayenensis subsp. rotundata (Guinea yam), 1502 nucleotides long. Its product is annotated as probable protein phosphatase 2C 47. The coding region runs from base 345 to 1499 and encodes 384 amino acids. Gene Ontology annotation, biological process: protein dephosphorylation. Gene Ontology annotation, molecular function: cation binding; protein serine/threonine phosphatase activity. The record is from RefSeq and is a predicted model, not a curated record. The transcript is spliced from 4 exons. Lineage: Eukaryota; Viridiplantae; Streptophyta; Magnoliopsida; Dioscoreales; Dioscoreaceae.
AUUUUGAUUGGAGGCAAUUGAUUCCAAUCCCUUUUUUAUUUACUUCUUUUGCUUGAUGUGUAGAAUUUGAAGCUAAUUUGGUUUCAUCUGAUUGAGGAUUGAAUGCAUGGAAUUCUUUGAUUUGAUUCAAAUGGUAGAAUGAUUCCAAUCUUAUUCCCAAUUCUUGAAAUUGAUAAAACUUGUUUGAAUUGUGAAUGUUAUUGUUUUGAUAUGAAACAUUUUGUUGUUGAAGAAGAGCUCUCUAAUUGAAACUAGACAUCCAAUUAAGGCCUAGAUUGAUAGAUAGAUAGAUUGAUUGAUAGAUAGAUAGAUACUUUGUAAUUUGUUCAUGUGUACAUCAAGAAAUGGCAACCAGUGCUUUUGUGAUACUAGACAAUGGAUUUAGAACCAAAGAUAAUAAUGUAUCUUCAAUCAAUCGGGAAGAACCCGGUAAGCCAGAAGGUUUGAAGAAAACGUCGGCAAUUGGAAGGCCUCCUCGGCAUCUCCCUGAUCUCCGGCAUUGCAGGAGCUCUAACCAGUUGCCAACUUUAUCUGAUUUUGAUUCUGGUUUUCGAAGCCCUGGUUUGAUAUCGCCGUCUGAUGCACGGAAAAAUUUCUUGCCUGUGUAUCGGUCGGGGAGUUGUUCGGAGAUUGGGCCGAAACAACAUAUGGAAGAUGAGCACAUUUGUAUUGAUAAUCUUGUUGAACAUCUCAGAGGAGACAUGGAUUUUCCUUCUCCUGGUGCUUUCUAUGGGGUAUUUGAUGGGCAUGGUGGAACAGAUGCAGCAUCAUUUGUGAGAAAAAACAUACUAAAGUUCAUACUGGAAGACAAAGAUUUUCCGACAAGCAUAGAAAAGGCUAUGCAAAGUGCAUAUGUUAAAGCAGACCAUGCAUUUGCUGAUCACCCUCAUUUGGAUUGCUCCUCUGGAACAACUGCACUCACUGUUCUCAUCUUCGACAGGAAAAUGCUCAUAGCCAAUGCCGGUGACUGUCGAGCGGUACUAGGAAAGCGCGGUCGUGCGAUCGAGCUUUCCAAAGAUCAUAAACCAAAUUGCAUGAGUGAAAAACUGCGAAUUGAGAAGCUAGGUGGUACUGUGACAGAUGAAUAUCUGAAUGGGCAGUUAUCGGUGGCACGAGCCAUCGGUGAUUGGCACAUAAAGGGAUCGAAAGGAUCGGUAUGUCCGUUGAGCGCGGAACCUGAGUUGCAGGAAUUAACAUUGACAGAAGAAGAUGAGUUCUUGAUAAUUGGAUGUGAUGGAUUGUGGGAUGUGAUGAGUAGUCAAUGUGCAGUGACAUUGGCAAGGAAAGAGCUGAUGUUUCACAAUGAUCCUGCAAGGUGUUCUAGAGAGCUUGUUAGGGAGGCUAUGAGGAGGAAUACUUGUGAUAAUUUGACUGUGGUUGUGGUGUGUUUCUCUCUGGAUCCACCAAUUAGGAUUCAGGUCAGUAGGUCCAGAGUUAGGAAGAGUCUUUCUAUGGAGGGAUUGCAUGUUCUUAAAGGAGCUCUGGAUUGUGAUUUCUGAGAG